GGCUGUCUCUAACUCAGGGGGGUGAGAUAAGAGACUAAAAAAACACAUAAAGACACACAGAGCGAAAGAGACAGAGAGGAACUUCUAACCAGAGAGACACAGGGGUCGAAGAGACUGUCUAGAAUCACCCAUUAGGCAAAGACGGGGAAGCUGUCAGAGGUAGACUGAAAGAGGCUUUACUACAGUGAAAGGGGCUGUCACUGACAGGCGAGGCUAUUACAAGGAGGCACAGUGACUGUACUGUCUCUGACAGGCAAACACCCUGAAAAGUAAGGUAAAGUUUCAGCACAGACACCAGGAUCUGCUCCUCUACUCAGAAGAGCCAGGACAAGGGGACAGGUUCAGCAGACAAAUGCUGUAUUCAAUUACAAGCACAUGAACUGUGAGGCUGACUGAGAAAGCAACAGGAAGGGAGAGGCAAGAAGAGAGCUCAACUGAGUCACCAACAGCAAGGAAACAUUUGUGUUCUGCACCCAUAAUCAUGCUGGAGAGUGUCGGAGACUGUCACUGAAAGAGACAACCAUGACUUCAGUAUGGAAGAGACUUCAACGUACUGGCAAGAGAGCAUCCCGCUUCCAGUUUGUGGCCUCUUACCAGGAACUGAUAUUAGAGUGCACCCAGAAAUGGCAACCGGACAAAAUAGUGAUUGUAUGGACUCGCAGGAACAGAAGAGUCUGCUCCAAGGCCCAUAGCUGGCAGCCGGGGAUCAAGGACCCUUUCCGUGGAUCGGUCGUCUGGGCUGUUCCUGAAAAUGUGGACAUUACAGCAACACUAUAUAGAGACCCACACUCUGAUCACUUUGAGGAGAAAGAAUGGACAUUUCAAGUUGAGGGGGAAUCUCGAGGACACAAAAAGCUUCUGGCUGUGGCUCCUAUUGACCUACGCAAAUUUGCAGCCAUUAAUUCUGCUCCUCGAGAACUGAGGCUCACACUCACCCCACGUUCUGUAAAAGUUGUGUCUGCAACCCUCACCGUCAGUAUUACCUGCACUUUAUUGCGAGAAGGCAAAGCUACGGAUGAUGAUAUGCAGAGUAUUGCCAGUCUCUUGAGUCUGAAACCAUCAGACAUUGCAGACCUUGAUGACUUCAAUGAAGAGGAAGAAGAGGACAAAUUGCAAAGACAGAAACGCAAUUCUCUUGGUUCAGCGCAUCGAGGUUAUCUUAAAAACAUAUUGUCUGACUACUUGUCGUCAGAGCCAGUUCGGGAGCUUAGUACUCUUGCAGAGGAAGAAGAUGAAGCAUCUCUUUCUACAAAGAUUACUUCUUCUCUUCGUGAUACCUCAAGACCUUCUCUUACUAGUCCUCCUCCUGUCCCACCAUUUUUUCCAAGAAUAAAUAAGAAACUUAAAUCUGACAAAAGUUCUCUCAUUACAGCCAAAAAAGAAAGCAUUAAACCUUUAACUGAUGGCAAAUAUAGCCACCAUAACAAUGAAAGGGAGAAACAGAAGCCUACAAGAUCCAUGGAAACAGCCACAAGUAUCCCUGCAAUCACAAGCCAAGAGCAGAGGAAUAACGAGGUAUGGAAGAUCCGAGAAGCCACCCCUGACAAUAAGCCACUUCUCAGUGACAGAGCCAUGGAACAGCCAGAGUCAGCCCCUAGGGAUGAGUAUAGGGAGAAAUUGCACAAAAUGGGAUGUCUACAAGAUAUGGGGCCAGUUGUUCAUCAGGAUGCAGCAAUAAAGAAAAUAGGUCACACAGUAAUAAUAACAGGAGAUGAAACAGAGGUCAAGAUACCUCAAAUACCAAGUAUACCGAAGAGGUCAAAAGCAGGCCAUAUAGUUGAGAGUGGGCAAGUUGCAAACAAACCAGUAGAAAAACCUCCUGAACCUCUUCCAUUUUUGGAUAAGGAAACUACAUUGAAUAAUCUUCCAGAAACAAAGAUGCCACCAAUAUCAUCUUUUAGCAAAAAUGUAACUUUUCCCGAGGAAUCACUUUAUGCAGACAAUAGCCCAGAUGAAAUACCUGAAAUGCCUGAGAUUAUAGUCAGGUCUGCAGAAAAAGAUGUAGAAAUAACAAAUGUACAAGAAACAGCAAGCCAGUCCGCUGACAGUGUGACAGCAAUAGAUGACAUGCAAAAUUAUCCAAAGGCAAAUAAUGUAGUGGCUGCACAAUAUGUUUUUGUAGAAAAUAUUGUAGGAAAAGACAGAGUAGUCAACCUAGGUGCACAAACAGAACCAGCAAGUGCUGGUGAUGAAAGUUUGCCAAGAACAGAUAGUAAUAUAAAUGUGAUGUCUCAGAAUAUCACAGAAAAUAUAUAUAACUUAGCUCAGGAUACCAGUGAUAAUCAAGAGCUAAAAGAGCUAAACAAAAAACAAAAAUUGUUUGAGAGAGAGGGCAUAGAGGAGAUUUCAAUAAAUAUACAGGAGGCAGAGGGAAUAAAAAGCAUAGUCAAUGUAGAGAAAAAGGAUGCAUUAGAGAAAACAGAUGUUGAAAGUAAGAUUAGUGACUCACAAGACUUAAUAGCCCAGAGAGAUCAAGAAACUGUAAGUAGAGCUGAAGAGACAGUGAUUUUAGAAAAAGCAUGCAAAACUGUAAAAGCAAGUGAAGUUAUAGUUAGUGUACCUGAUAGCGUAACAGAAAACAUACUGUUGGUAGAACAUCUAAUGCAGGAUCCAAUAUGUAUUAAAGACACAGUUCCAGAAGAUGCAUCUUGUGCUACGGAUGCAAGACUGCAAGGCCCAAGAGUCAUAGAGGAACCAACAGACAAUGAUAUGAAAGAAACUAGAGUAGAAAAAACACAUGAAGAUAUAUACAAUCAAGAACACACAGAUAAUCCCAUGUUUCAGAAAGAAGUCAUUUCAUUAAAGAGCGUCUCCCGGACUGAGCAUACACAAGAUACUUCUGCUGAACAACUGAGCACACAACACCCCGUAACUAUAGCAGAGAAUGCAAUGCAAGACAUGCCAGCGCAAAAAUACAACAAUGAAGUCCAAGACAAAAAUAAGAAAAGGCAAGAUGAGGCUGUGACUGCAGAGGACACUGAAAAGGAUACACGAAUCAAAGAGUCUACGGACAGAAGUGAAAAUAGAGUGAGUGAACCUGAAAAGGUAGAGGAAAAUACAAGACAGCUAGAUGAGAGACUGUACCAAAUGACAGAUAAAGACAAAGAUCUACAGGACAUGACAGUGACUAGAGGUGACAGAGGGAAGGAGACGGGCAGUUCUGUUACACAAAGCUUAAUAGAAGAUAUUCAAAGGGAAAUAAGUAGGGACAAUCAGAAUGGGGUAGAUAAGGUAGAGGCUAUGAUGCAUAGAGCCGAGUAUCAAACUGAGGUUCAGUCUGAAGGUAUACAAACUUUUUCUGAACAGGUAGCAGAGAAGUACACUAUAGGUGUGGUAGAUAGUGGAGUAGAAGAAACUCCAAAGGAAAACGCUUUUACCAAUAAAACACAGUAUGUACUGGUAUUGGAGCAACAUGAUAUGGCAGUCAAUUCUAAAAAGCUAGAGCAGGAAGAAAUUGAUAUUCAAGCAGAAUGUAUUACUGAGGAAAAACAAGGCAGUGAGGCAGAAAUAUCUAAAGAAAAUAACGUUGACAGAGUUACAUUUGAACAACUUCAAGAUAUAUUGGAAGAGAAUAUAAUAGAGAAGUAUCAGGAUCCAGAUGAUACGGUAUUUGAUCAGAAUAAGGUUAGUGAAACGCAUAUGUUGACUAAUGCUAGACUUGAAAAGCAAACAAUUGGAGCCGAAAUGGAAAAUGAGCAACUACUUGAAAACAUCAAUAGCACAAAAGAAUCAGUAAAUCUAAUUAGCAUUAAAGAGAUAUAUCUUCAGUCCUUUGGACAGCCAGACGUAGAAUCAUUGACAGUCAGAAAUUCAACAAAUCAAGAAGAUAAUUUGGCUGUAGAAAUAAUUAAUCUUUCCAAAGAAGAAGACAGACCUAAAGAGACACAGGGUCAAGAUAAUUUACUGGAGAAAUGUAUUUUGACAAACAGUAGUAUACCCACAGAAAGAGAGAGAAUUGGUAAAGCAACAGAUUUAGCUAACAUAGAAGAUGUAUAUCUCGGAACACCAGAGAUUGAAAAAACAGAUGCGGCUGAGCAUGUUAUGGAUCAAGAGAAGGGGGAAUAUUUAUUACCUUGGAAAAACAGCAGGCUGGAUGCAGUAGUAGUAACAAAUGAGGAGCCUAUGAAUAGAAACGAUGAGCAUUAUAGUUCUGGAAUUUGUCCAAUAAAGAGUUUAGAAGAGGAAGCAGGUGAACCUAAAUAUAUUGUCGAUCAAGAAGAAUUAAAUACUUACCUUUUGAUAGAUGGUAGUCUAAAUAUGAAGGAAGUCUACCUUGGAACAUCCAAGACUGAACAACAAGAAGUAUUAGAUCAAGACAAGGAGAACAAUUCUUUUCAGAAAGAUUCAUUCCUUUGGACAAAUGAUAGGAUGGACAUGGAUGCAUCAUAUGCAAAACUGGAUCAAAAAGACAACAUUCAGAAUUCAAAAAUUUGGGCAAUAGAAAAAUUAGAAGAGGAAGUAGAUAGAUCCAUACAGAUACCUGAUCAAGACGAUUUGAAUACUUGCCUUUUGAUAGAUAGGAAUCUUAAUAUAGAAGAAGUAUACAUUGAGACAACCAAGAUUGGGAAGACAAACUUAUCUGAGCAAGUAUUAGAUCAGGAGAAGGAGAAUGAUAUGUGUAUUUGGACAAAUAAUAGGUUGUCUGUGGAAGCAGAAACAAAUGAGGAGACUAGGGUAAAAGAAGAUGAAGUUCAUAAUACAGGUAUACGGACAAUAGAGAGAUUAGUCGAGAGAGUGGAUAGAUCAGAAGUACUUGAUCAAAAAAAAUUUAAUACUUGCUUUUUGAUAGAAGAUAAUCCUAAUAUGAAAGAGUUGUACCUUGGGGCAACCAAGAUUGAGGAAACAAACAUAAAUAAGCAAGUACUGGCUCAAGAGAUGAAAGAUAAUGUAUGCCCUUGGACAAAUAGCAUGCUGGAUGUACAAGAAGCAAGAAACGAGGAGCAUGUGAAUCAGAAAGAGGAAGUUCAUAGUACUGAUAUAUGGACAAUAGAAACUUUAGAAGAGGAAGCAAAUGGGUCAAACGAUGCUGAUCAAGAUGAUUUUAAUACAUGUCUUUUGAUAGACAGGAGCCUAAAUAUAGAAGAGGUGUACCUGGGAACAACCAACAUCGAGAAAAUAGGUAUAGCUGAGCAAGUACUAGAUGAAAAAAAUGAGGGUGAUUCAUGCCUUUGGACAAAUAAUAGUCUGGCUGUGGAGACAACAACAAAUCAGGAGAGUAUAGAUACAAAAGACAUGGUUCUUGAUACAGUUAUUUGUACAGCAGAGAGGUUAGUAGAGAAAGCAAAUGGAUCAAAAGAGGUACCCAAUCAAGAUUUGAAUACUUGCUUUUUGAUAGAUGAGAACAUAAACAUGGAAGAGGUGUACCUUGGCAUAGACAAGAUUGAGAAAACAGUCUUAGCUAAGCAAGUAUUAGAUCAAAAGAAGGAGACAGAUUUCCACAUUUGGACAAAUAUUAGGCUGGUAGAUGCUGCAGAAAAAAAUGAGAAGCCUAUGGGUGUAGCAGAAGUGGAAGCAAACGAGGUAAUUCAAGUAGAUCAAGAAGAUUUGCAAACUUAUCUUUUGAUAGAUGGGAGCCUAAAUAUGAAGCCCAUCAGAACUGAAACUCCAGAGUGUGAAGAUCAUGAAGGAGAAGAGACAUGGUUCUGGGCAAAUGAAGAGCUAUCUAAGGAAACAGCUAGUAAUGAAGUGGAAAUAGAUGAAAAAUAUAGAGUACAAAACGAACCUGAAGAAGGUUUGCUUUCAAGAGGCAGCCUCUAUGAAGCACUGAAUUUAAUUGAGAAAAAUGAUGCAGUAAGUGAUAAAAACAGAGAUGAGCAGCAGGAAAGUAAAGAGAGAAAUGCAGAUGAAAGAGAUAGGUCUGAGGACAGUAAGCCUGUGGUAGAGAAGGAUGGAACACUACAGGACACAGAGAAUAGAAGCAAACAACAGACACAACUGGAAAACACAAAACUAACUAUCAAAAACAGGAUAAGUAAUACAGAGACAGUAGAAGUAAUAAACUCUGUGCUGGACUCAGAAAUGGAAAAAAGUGAACUGAAAGAAAAUGUAGAAAAGACAACAAAGAUCAAUGAGAACGUGAAUCAGACCGCUGAACUGUCAUUAGGUAUGGAGGGAGAAGGAUUAAAGGCAGUAUCAGGCGAAGGUAAGAGAGACGGAAUAGCAAUGUAUUUUCAGGACAUGACUUCAAGUGUUAUGCCACACAAAGUACAGGAAUUUAACAAAGCCAAAAAUAGAACUGUGGAAAAAAUAAGUCAUGAGGAUGAUGCACAAACUGCCUCACUUACAGAAGGCAAAAUAAAAUCAGAUAUUAAGGAGUCAAAGAAAAGAGAAGAUAUAGAGGAGAGUGCAGUUGUGCCAGAAGAAAUUACAUUCAUGGAUGCUGAGUCAGAAGAAAUCCUCCCAGAGCUUCUAUCACAAACAAAACAACCUUUUAGAACUGAAAAGGUGAUAAAAAUGUCAGCGGUUUCUGAUGAAUUUAUGUGGGUAAACAACCCCCCAAAUACAACAGCCAUGCAAGAAAAUAAUUUCUUACCAGAAGUAAAAGUGGAAGGACAUAAACAGUCAGACUCUGGAGAUCAAGACAUCAAGAAUGUGCUAGAGACAGUGGUGGAAGAAAAUAAACUUUCCAGAAAAGACAUAGAAUCUUUAAACCAAAAGCAUACCCCCAGUGAGACAUGGCAAAACUAUUCUUUAGAUUAUAGUUCAUCAGGAGGUGAGAACAACAAAGCUCACACGUCAGAGUGCACAUUUUCCGUAUCCCCUCCUCAAACCCUUGGACAACAGAGGAGCAAAGAAAAGAAGAGACUGAGCCAAAGCACAGGGCAAGUAGGGGAGGAAGCACCAAGCACAGAUUCCCUUCUGCGCUGGUGCCAGGAAGUAACAUCAGGGUAUCGAGGUGUGCGUGUAAAUAAUUUCACCACGUCAUGGAGGAAUGGUCUUGCCUUUUGCGCUAUACUUCAUCACUUCCACCCUGAAAGCAUUAACUAUGAAGUUCUGGAUCCAUUAAAUGUAAAGGAAAAUAACAAAAAGGCCUAUGAUGGUUUUGCUGCUCUUGGGAUACCACCACUUCUCUCCCCGUCAGACAUGUUGCUUCGCCCUGUCCCAGACAAACUUAUCAUCCUUACAUACAUUUGCCAAAUACGAUCUCACUUUACAAGCAAUACGCAUCUUGAUAAUCUACCUACUUCCUCUCAGGCUGCUGCUCCUCCACAGGCACCUAAUGAUGUGGAAAAACCAGACACUGUCUCUGAAAUACAUGAGACGUUGAACGCUACUUCAAAGCAACAAAAUGCUACGUCCUUGAAAAACAACAUAACAAGCACCGCCUCUGAGGAACAUAUUGAUCCACACUCUUCUACUAGUGAAAAGACCAUGAAACAAACAUUCUCUAGCAUAGUCUUUGAUGAGCAUCAAUUAUCUCAGAGAGCAGAAGAGCAUCCUUCUGUUGAGCAUAAGAACAAAGAAAGAGCCACAAAUGGGUCACAACAAGAUGUGCCAAUAUAUUCCCCAGUGGAUAGUUUCCAAAGAUACUCCACUGAGGAAAAGAAUACAAUUGUAUUUCAACCUGAAAAACAACUCACAAAGGUAACUGCUCCCCAGGAACAGGACAUUGAGAAUACUGAGGAACAAAAAAAGGCAAGCACUGGUGGUAAAGAGCAGAAUAAUUCUGGGAUGGUUCCACCACCUCGCAUUAAAAAGAGACUAAGCGUAAAUGGGAGUUUAUUAGAAAUGAACCUGGAUGAGGGGGAGUCUUCAGCAUCCACUCCAGUUGCUCCUCCACGAAAGGGAGGAGGUUUAGGUCACCUGCGUGAUGCUGACCUUGUGAAGAAAAGACGUUCUCUUAUCCGAUCACAGUCACUUUCUCAAGAUGAGGAGACAGAUAUCACAGGAAAAAUUCAGGAAACAAGUUCACGGCCUUCUUCUCAAGUUAUCAGUGAACCAUAUCCUUCUGCCUCCACAUCCUCUUCUUCCACUGUGGUUCCAACACCGGAAACACCAGUAAAAGAGGAAGAAACUGUGGUCCUUAAGGACACCAGCCAGUAUGUCACCUCUGAGCUUGCUGCCCUGGAACAUCAGCAGGAAGAAAUUGACUCAAGAGCAGCCAUAGUAGAGAAGGACCUCCGACGCCUAAUGGAAAGUGGUAAUGACAAAGACACUGAGGAGGCUUUGAUUCAGGAAUGGUUCACACUGGUGAAUAAAAAGAAUGCAUUAAUCCGCAGACAAGAUGAACUACAGUUGAUGACAGAGGAGCAGGACCUAGAAAGGCGCUUUGAACUCUUGAGUAGAGACCUGCGAGCAUUGCUGUGCACAGAUGAGAGCAUAAAAAGUGAAGCUCAGAAGCGGAGGGAAAAGCUCUUACUUGAUGAGCUUGUAUCUCUUGUAGACCAACGAGAUGGUCUGGUGAGAGAUCUACAUAUCAAAGAGAUAAAGGCUGUAGAGGAAGAUGAACUCAUAGAAAGAGGUCUUGAGCAGAGGAGGAGAAAGCUGAGCAAAAAAGAAAAAUGUCGCAUCAGUUGAAGUGAUGGGGGGGCCAAAGACAAUUUGAACAGCUUAAAUAUGUGCAAUGCUUAUCACAAACUUUUCAAUAUUACAAGAAACUUCACCAAACACAUAUGGGUAAAGAUAUUUGAAACAUAAUAUUUAAUGCAUGCCACCAGGCUAAAGAAGAAUCCAUACCAAGAUGCUGAGAUCCUUUCCAAGCACUAUCCACCUUCCUUGUUCCUGUAUAUUUCUAUUUGCUGCUAGAGAUCUAUAGAGAAUGAUAUUUAACUGUGUGAAAAUAUUUUAUAUGCGUUGAGCGCUGCUCUACAUUAGUGUUAAUAGUUUGAGUGUGUAAAAUAAUCUAUGGUAACAAUAGAAAUAUCAGUAAACAUCUUACAUCUACUGCUAAACCAGUUCAGUUCCACCAGGAGGACAAUAAUCCACUGAAGGCUAUGAAAACUAAGGAACCAUGUCACCUACAUCAUUAGGAAUGAAUGCACAAUCAAGAUGUUAUUUUCACAUGGUCUUCAGAAGAAGGUGGUCUUAUUUUUAUAGUUGUCUACAAUAUAAAACCCAUUGAUCUUUAUGAAGAGUGUCUAUCAGUGCACAAUGUCAAGACUUUCUCUAUUGACUUUUCUCAAGUGCCUUAAUGGACUGUAACUUAUGGACAUGGAGACAGACUUCAGUUUAUAAUUUGUGAGCUCAGGAUAUAAAACAUAUGCCGGCCUGGCAGUGGCAUAUAGUGGAGAGAGGUUCUCCACUCUCUAAAGAGAUCAUUAUAGUGCUGGGUUUCGCCAUCUACAACUAAAGGUUCUGAUGUGUAUGUUCCCUGGCAUACUCUUUCAAUGACCUCUAUUUCUUACUCCUUUGUUUGCAAAAAAUGUCGUUUAUUUGGAAAGGGAAGGCUUUACAGGUUUACUCCACCAAGUAUCUAGGGGGAACUGACCAAGAGGCAGGGCUCACUCUUUUAAAGGGCCCAUAGCAGCCAUAUUAUCUGCCAUUCUGGUAUAUAUGCUGGUUCUACUAUGACAUUUGUAAUUCAAUAAUUCUGUCCCACAAACAAAAGGUUUUUGUUUACACGAAGACAAGUAGACAAGUAUCUUUGAAAGCUUGUGGCUUGUGUUACUUACCUACUGCCAUGGUCUUUUAUUUUCAUAUCCCUAUUCUGUUCCUUACAUAGGAGAUUGGAUAAUUACAAUUUUGUUCUGUUUCUUCUGCACAUAUGUGUUUUCUGAUGAAAUUUGUGAAUUAAUAGAAAACUCUUACAUACAGUAUAUGUGUAUAUAUCACAAGACCUUUCUGUUGAUUUUCCUGCUUACACUAUAUCUAAGAUGCCAUCUAUUCUGCUACCUUAAACACAUGAAAAAAAAUACAAAUGAAAAGAGCAGGCAGUGUCCUCAGAAUAUUUAUUUUUUGUAAAUUCCAAAAAACACAGCUGAUUAUUUCUGAAAUUUACAUUUUCUGUCAGUAUUAUAUAAUAUGCUUGAUAUUUUGAGUGCCUGACGUUACUUGGAACAUGAUUAAUCUAUGUACAAAUUCAAGAACGUAACAGCAGAUGCCUCAGAGGUAGAGACUGUAAUAUGUAUCAAAACUGUAUUUCAGAAGAUCCUCACUCUUGUAAAAUGCUAGGUUCACACUUGUGGCAUAGUUCCAUUAGAGAACACCCUGCUGGCUGGAGCUCUCUGCAACAGCAUUGCCGGGUGUUACCUCAAUGCCAGCCAGCCCCAUUGACUGUAAGGCCAUCUGCACGUGAUGGGGGUGAUUUUCAUGCGGAUUUAUGUGUGUUUCUGCAACAUGUCUGAAAUCUGAAGCUAAAACCGCAAACAUAAUUGACAAUGCUGUGGAUUGGGAAAUCUGCACUUUUUUUGUAAUCUCAUACACUUUGCUGGUACUAUACUAUGUUGCAAUUCUUCAGCAGAGGCAUUUCUAUUCCGCACAGUGUGCAGGUGACCUAAUGGGGUCCAUGAAAUAUAUCGGGGUUCGGCCAGGCAGUAAUAACAUCUGGCAGUGUGGGAUCCAGAGAGCUCAGGCAGACUUUUCCUGCUGAAACUAUUCUGCUAGUGUGAAAGAAGCCUAACACAGUUUAUUCUGUAGUUGAAUUUGUCAGAUAUGCCAACAUGUUGCUUUCUUGGAAAUAUAAAUUCCCCUUUUUUUUUUACAGACAUUACCUUGGCUUACUGUUAUUAAUAUGGUAUACAGUAUAAUGUUUCAGUCAAGUAAAUCAGGGAUAGUUUUGUUAAAGUGGUUUCCAGGACUUACAUAUUAAUGGCUUAUCAGUCAUCAAUAUCUGAAUGGUGGGGUUAGGACAUCUGUGCCGUUCCCCUACAGGGCUGAAAAGAGUUCCAUACACUGUAUAGUGGCUGUGCUUGGUAUUGCAGCCCAGUUCUAUUUACUUGAAUGUGACUGAUGGGCAUGACAUCACCUGAGCACCAUGGAGCCUUCUAACAGUUGACUGGAGAGGUUGCCAAGAGUCAGACCCCACUGAUGAGAUAUUGAUAACCUAUGCUAAAAAAGUCACCAAUGUACAGUAUAAAUCCCGCAAAAUCUGUCUAAAAUAACUUUGCUUCAUAAAAUAGGCCAUAGGCUGAUCACAUACAGGGCAGAGACGUCAUUGAGUAAGCAAUAUUUUGACUAGCUUGUUGGCUGAGGAUUUAAAGCAUUAAUUGAGUUGGCCACUUUGUCGUGACAUUUCUAAAACACCAUAAACUUUUGUGUUUUGGCACAGAAAACUCUAAUCUCAUUUACCCACCCAGCUACCCCCCCUUCUGUGCAGUUGCUGAAUGUUUUAAGCACAUGCGCAGUGCUUAGACAGAAGAGAGAACAGCCAGGGAAGUCAUUAUGAGGGUAACUCACGUGGCUGCCACCAUCUUCAGAGCUAUAGAUACAGAAACUACCACCAUCCAGUGUUUUCAAACUGUAUCCAUGGGCAGCAGGAACGCUGGAACUGAAGAACUGAAUGAGGAGAUUUUGGAGGGAAAUGUAUUUUCCCCCUACACUGGUUUUUGGUCAUAGAAAAGUUGCAAACCCCCUAAAUCUCGGUGUUUCUACGCUACCCUUUUAGGCAUGGUGAGAGAGUGGGUGGAGGCAUCUACUACAUUUAUAAUUUCUGCCUGUUUUAUGGCGUAAAUGAUUAUAAAAAUCUACGCCAGCUAUGGGCUGGUGUAGAUUUUAGUUUAGGUGCACAGACUGUCAAUGGAUGCACCUAACUUAUGAUGAGGUGCAUCCCUCAUCAUAAAUUAAGCAUAUCUUCUGGUGGCAGAUGCCAUAAUAAAGACCAGUGUAUAGCACCAGCCUUUGAUACAUUUCCCCCUUAAAGUUUUCUCUGCCAGGACAGAAGUUUAUGGCAUUUUAGAAAUAUCACUAGAAAGCCAACACCUAUAAAGGGGUUGUAGGGCCUAAAUGAAAAGUUUGGAAAUGGGAGGUGUAAAUAAAAAAUAAAAAAAGUUCCGUGCUAUAGCUCGCAUCCCUGCCAUUUGUGGUCCCAGCAAGAUGGAAAGUCAUGAUGCUCCGAAAUGGGACUUCACAUGAACACUGCAGCCAAUGUCUGGCCUCAGCGGUCAUGUGUACAAGAAUGGUACGUGACUGCUGAGCCUCUGUGGUUACAUGCUGUUUUUGCACACAUGACCAUGAGGCUAGUCAUUGGCUGCAGAGGUAAUGUGAAUGGCACCAGAACAUCAUGACUUUUGAUCCGGAUGGGACUGCGAAAAGAAAGAAGCGGCAGAGCUACAAUAAUUCAGCCUUAAACUCAAUCUUAAUUACAGGAUUACAUUAAAAUACAAAGUCCCCCUAUUAAUGUGGAGACAAGAUGCAACAAGGGGGCUGGGCAACACAAAAUCAGGCAAAACGUAACACAUACGGAACCAAACUUGAAUAGUGUAAUCAUGUAAUAAAGAUUGAUUUUAAGGGGCAAUUAUUGUAACUCUUUCGCUUCUUUCUUUUCAUUUUAAUUAAUUAGUAUGCAGCGCAAAGCCAGAUUAUGGUGAAGUCACAAUUUAAAGGACUAUUAGCUGUAUAAUUUUUUUUAU
Bufo bufo (common toad) is the source of this 12506-nucleotide messenger RNA. RefSeq names its product EH domain binding protein 1 like 1 (gene EHBP1L1). Bases 523 to 8517 code for a protein of 2664 amino acids. NCBI's taxonomy places the organism in Eukaryota, Metazoa, Chordata, Amphibia, Anura, Bufonidae. The transcript has 21 exons. The record is from RefSeq and is a predicted model, not a curated record. Gene Ontology annotation, molecular function: protein binding.